ACAAAUUUUAAUUUUGUCUUUUUUAAUUUAUUAUUACAUUCAGUAUUUUCUUUGAUUAUCUUUGUCUUGACGUCUACUAACUAUACAGUAAAUUUUCGAUUUCAUUGUCACACUUUGAUUUACAAUAUACACUAACUACGAGAAAUACCCGAGAAAUAGUUUUCGGUAUUAACAUGACAGAUGUUAAUGAGUGACGUGUCUAAAUACUUUUUGUAGGUUUUUAUGCAUUUAUUUAUUUAUUAAAUGAAUCUAAUAAGAAGCAAUACAACAUGAAUUAUAAUGCAAACACUGGAGGCAGACAGCCUUUCGGAAGAAAAAUUAAACGAGUCAGCGAUGUAAAUUCCAUGGGAUACAACCCCUAUGAACAGCCAAACGCCCAGCAACCACUGUAUCCAGACUUACCAAAUACCAAUCAAUUCCAACAAGAUUUCAAUAACCACCAGGCAGCUGGUUUUAAUCAAAAUUAUGCACAACCAGUCCCACAAAAUCAGAGCGGUUACCAGUAUCCACAGCCUCAGUUUGCCAAUUCAGGACCAGGAGGAAUACCAAAAAUAGAUGUGCUUGGACAACCAAUUAUUCAAGACAUUGCUAUGCAAUAUGGACAACAAUUGGCAGAUGUUGGCUCAACAAGAAUAAAACAGGAAGUUGAGAGAUAUGUUCCUAUCACAAAGCUUAAAUACUAUUUUGCUGUUGAUACAUCAUAUGUACUGAACAAGUUGAUAUUGUUGUUCUUCCCCUUUACACACAAGGAUUGGUCAAUCAAAUAUGAACAAGAUGGUCAACCAGUACAGCCUAGAUUUGAGAUUAAUGCGCCUGAUUUGUAUAUACCAACCAUGGCUUAUGUAACAUACGUUUUAAUUUCCGCAAUAGUUCUCGGUGUACAGGAGCGAUUCACCCCCGAGCAAUUAGGCAUUUUGGCAUCGUCAGCCUUGGCAUGGUGUGUGGUGGAGUUGGUGAUUUACACUUGCACCUUGUACAUUAUUCAAGUAGACACUAGUUUGAAGACCUUCGAUUUGCUCGCGUACAGUGGCUAUAAAUUCGUAGGGACUAUAUUUAGUAUUUCAAGUUAUUUAGUGGGCGGGAAGACUGCAUAUUACUGUUGUUUGAUAUAUUCAAAUUUGGCCCUUGCUUUUUUCCUUGUUAGGUCUUUGAAGGUGCAAGUCUUGUCAGAAUCUAAUACCAAUCAAUCAGGAUAUUACGAUCAACAACCUGUAUCUGGAAAUAAGAGGCGUCUCUACUUUUUAUUGUUUGUUGCUGCUGUACAACCUGUGUUGUCUUGGUGGUUGUCAUUCCAUCUUUUAAGGGGCAGUCCGAUUCCGACAGAUACUGUUCAAUAAAGGUUGAAUUCAUGGGGGUUAUCUACUAAUGUCUUAACAUUGCAUGGUAUAUACAAAUUAAGUUAUUAAGAGAAUUUUAUAAAGUGAAAAUUGUAAUAAAUAUUUUUUAAAUUGA
Molecule: messenger RNA, 1452 nt
Organism: Aethina tumida (small hive beetle)
Lineage: Eukaryota; Metazoa; Arthropoda; Insecta; Coleoptera; Nitidulidae
Gene: Yif1
Product: protein YIF1B
Exons: 5
Coding region: 270-1337 (355 amino acids)
Biological process (GO): endoplasmic reticulum to Golgi vesicle-mediated transport
Cellular component (GO): COPII-coated ER to Golgi transport vesicle; endoplasmic reticulum membrane; Golgi membrane
Source: RefSeq, a predicted model, not a curated record